Salvelinus sp. IW2-2015 is the source of this 3921-nucleotide messenger RNA. Its product is annotated as sodium-driven chloride bicarbonate exchanger. Gene Ontology annotation, molecular function: sodium:bicarbonate symporter activity; monoatomic anion transmembrane transporter activity; solute:inorganic anion antiporter activity. Gene Ontology annotation, cellular component: plasma membrane; basolateral plasma membrane. Gene Ontology annotation, biological process: bicarbonate transport; regulation of intracellular pH; transmembrane transport. NCBI's taxonomy places the organism in Eukaryota, Metazoa, Chordata, Actinopteri, Salmoniformes, Salmonidae. The record is from RefSeq and is a predicted model, not a curated record.
UUGAUCAAAUAUAAACUGCGCCCAUGUGAGGAAUAAUGAUAUCUGCCAAGGCUUCACGACUACUGCUAAACAUGUGACCUUAGCGUGCCAGUUCGUGGUUUUCCGUACGGCACUUUUCAGACCUAACACUGGGAAUAGUAAAAAUAACACCACCAUUCCAUACUCCGGGAAUUAGACUAUCGAACAUGGACAUUAAGGACCAAGGCGCUCAAAUGGAGGCGCUACUGCCAACGGUGUCAACUCCUGGACACAGAAGUGUGAGAAAUGAUGAAGAGGCUGUGGUGGACAGAGGUGGAUACCGGUCCAUGCUGAAAACCAAUUUUGAGAAGGAGGAACUCGAAGGUCACAGGACACUCUACAUUGGGGUACAUGUCCCCAUUGGGAAGAAGAGCCACCGGAGACAUCGACAUCACGGACACAAACACAGGAAGAGAAGCAGGGAGCUGGAUUCUGGAGUGGACAAUGGAAGAGAGUCUCCCACAUACUACACGCCAUCCCAGAGAGUGCAGUUCCUGCUGGGCACAGAGGAUGACGACGAGGAGCACAUCCCCCAUGACCUCUUCACUGAGCUGGACGAGAUCUGCCUGAAAGACGGAGAGGACGCCGAGUGGAGGGAAACCGCCAGGUGGCUGAAGUUCGAAGAGGACGUKGAGGAUGGAGGAGAGCGCUGGAGUAAGCCCUACGUGGCCACGCUGUCCCUGCACAGCCUGUUCGAGUUGCGCAGCUGCAUCCUCACAGGCAUCGUGCUGCUCGACAUGAGGGCCAGCUCCGUGGAGGAGGUAGCAGACAUGGUGUUGGACCAGCAGGAGACCGUGGGUCCACUGGGGGACGAGGUGAGGAGGAAGGUGAGAGAGUCCCUCCUCAAACAGCACCACCACCAGAACCAGAAGAAGCUGGCUAACCGCAUCCCCAUUGUACGCUCCUUCGCUGACAAGAAGCAGUCCGAGCCCCAGUCCAUGGACAAGAACGGUCAGGUGAUUCCCCAGACCUCUCUACCCAUCCCCAAUGAUGGCAAAGCUGAAGUCAGCAGAGAGAACAGUGCUGUGGACUUCAGUAAGAUAGACCUCCAUUUCAUGAAGAAGAUUCCCCCGGGAGCGGAAGCGUCCAAUGUGUUGGUGGGCGAGGCGGAGUUCCUAGACAAGCCUGUGGUGGCGUUUGUACGUCUCUCACCUGCAGUCAUGCUCAACGGGCUGGCUGAGGUCCCCAUCGUUACCAGGUUCUUGUUCAUUCUACUAGGGCCUCUUGGGAAAGGGCCACAGUACCAUGAGAUUGGCCGAUCCAUCGCAACACUAAUGACAGACGAGGUUUUCCAUGAUGUUGCCUACAAAGCGAAGGACCGCAAUGAUCUGAUUGCUGGAAUCGAUGAGUUCCUGGACCAAGUUACUGUCCUGCCACCAGGGGAGUGGGAUCCUUCUAUACGAAUAGAGCCACCAAAAAAUGUGCCGUCUCAGGAGAAGAGGAGGAUUGCAGCACAGACCGGCACAGACCUAGGUGACGAAGAGGAGCACGAGGGACAUGGUGGUCCGGAGCUGCAGCGUACAGGACGAUUAUUUGGUGGUCUCUUGUUGGACAUCAAACGCAAGGCGCCCCACUACCUGUCCGACUACACAGACGGUCUCAGUCUGCAGUGUUUGGCCUCCUUCCUCUUCCUGUACUGUGCUUGCAUGUCACCUGUCAUCACGUUCGGCGGUUUACUGGGAGAGGCAACAGAAGGACGCAUAAGUGCAAUUGAAUCACUGUUUGGCGCCUCAAUGACAGGAAUAGCUUAUUCCCUCUUUGCUGGCCAGCCACUCACCAUAUUGGGCAGCACAGGGCCUGUGCUGGUGUUUGAGAAGAUAUUGUACAAAUUCUGCAAGGAGUAUGGAUUAUCCUACCUCUCACUGAGAACCUGUAUAGGGCUGUGGACAGCAUUCCUCUGUCUGCUCCUGGUAGCCACAGAUGCCAGCUCCCUGGUCUGUUACAUCACACGAUUCACAGAGGAGGCCUUCGCCUCGCUCAUCUGCAUCAUCUUCAUCUACGAGGCCUUGGAGAAGCUCAUCCACCUGGGGGAACACUACCCCAUCAACAUGAACAACAACCUGGACAAACUCACACGAUACUCGUGUUCAUGUGUUGAACCUCCGGAUCCCAGUAAUGCCACCCUACGGUACUGGGAGCAGAACAACAUCACUGCUUCGGAGAUCUAUUGGGAGGCACUUGAGGUCAAGGGCUGCAUAAAGAGGCGAGGGGAGUUUGUGGGCACCGCCUGUGGCCCUCAUGGACCCUACAUUCCAGAUGUUCUCUUCUGGUCUGUCGUUCUCUUCUUCUCCACUGUCUUGAUGUCGGCUUUCCUCAAAGAGUUCAAGUUCAGCCGUUACUUCCCCACCAAGUUGAGAGCUGUCAUCAGUGACUUUGCUGUGUUCAUCACCAUCUUUACCAUGGUCCUGGUGGACUAUGUCUUAGGGGUCCCAUCUCCAAAACUAAAAGUCCCCAGUGUGUUUAAGCCGACCAGAGAUGACCGUGGUUGGUUGAUCAGCCCGUUAGGCGGMAACCCUUGGUGGACCACCUUAGUAACAGUGAUCCCUGCUCUGCUCUGCACUAUCCUCAUCUUUAUGGACCAACAGAUCACCGCAGUCAUCAUCAACAGGAAGGAACACAAACUAAAGAAAGGCUGUGGGUACCAUCUGGAUCUGUUCGUGGUGGGCAUCAUGCUGGGAGUGUGCUCCAUCAUGGGGCUGCCCUGGUUCGUGGCUGCCACCGUGCUCUCCAUCUCCCACGUCAACAGUCUGAAGCUGGAGUCGGAGUGCUCGGCCCCCGGGGAACAGCCCAAAUUCCUGGGCAUCCGGGAGCAGCGCUUCACCGGCCUCAUGAUCUUCCUGCUCAUGGGCUGCUCCGUCUUCAUGACCUCUGUGCUCAAGUAUAUUCCCAUGCCUGUCUUGUAUGGAGUAUUCCUGUACAUGGGAGCAUCUUCGCUCAGAGGAAUACAGUUCUUUGACCGUCUGAAGCUGUUUGGCAUGCCAGCCAAGCACCAGCCAGACUUCAUCUACCUGAGAUACGUUCCCCUGAGGAAGGUCCACCUCUUCACCAUCAUCCAGCUCAGCUGCCUGGUCAUGCUCUGGGUCAUCAAGACCUCCAAUUAUGCCAUCGUCUUCCCCAUGAUGGUGUUGGCUCUGGUGUUCAUUAGGAAGCUGAUGGAUUGCUUCUUCACCAAGAGAGAGAUGAGCUGGCUGGAUGAUCUCAUGCCAGAGAGUAAGAAGAAGAAAUUGAAGGAUGCUGAAGAAGAGGAGGAGGAGCAAAGCAUGUUGGGAGAGGAAGAGGGAGUAGUGCAAUUACCAUUAGAAGGAUAUCAAAAGAGUGAAUCCGUACUCAACAUCACAGAUGAAAUGUCCAAAGGCUCUUUUGGAAACACGUGGAAUGUCAACUCCGACAACUCAAAAUGGUAUUGCAUUGCCUCAAGCAUGUAUACCCAAAAUCAGCACAUUGGAGUUGAUACAUUUUUCCAUUUAAAAUGUAUCUUUGUUUUUCUUCUGUCAGUUUGUAUAAAAAUGUGUCUUAAUUUAAGAUAUGUGCAUGUAACUCAAACUUUCUUGCACAUUUCCCCAUGGCAUCAAUCCUUGUGAAAAUAUGGACUUUGUUGAGAAUAUCUCAAGUUAGGAAUCCUCCUAUACUGAAUAGAUAUUGUGUUAUAACCAUUAUAUUGGAAACUGAUGACAAUGUACCAUUGAAUUCAUAAAAUGCCUCAUAUUGACCAAGUUCCAUGCUCAUAUAGAGAAUUUUCAGAAUAUUGAUAUGUCAUUGCUAUUGUAUAUGAACGAAAUUACAGAUUCACCAUUCGGUUGAAACUAGAUGCUACUUAGAAAGGAGUUGUCUCUCCAAUUUUAGAACUGAUGAGUUUCUUGACUGUAUUUUCCCAUUCCAUCUCUGUCAUAAACUCCCUUAUGU